Nothoprocta perdicaria is the source of this 2031-nucleotide messenger RNA. It is a transcript of the gene PCSK9, whose product is annotated as proprotein convertase subtilisin/kexin type 9. The transcript is spliced from 13 exons. Gene Ontology annotation, molecular function: serine-type endopeptidase activity. Bases 1 to 2031 code for a protein of 676 amino acids. The record is from RefSeq and is a predicted model, not a curated record. Gene Ontology annotation, biological process: proteolysis. Lineage: Eukaryota; Metazoa; Chordata; Aves; Tinamiformes; Tinamidae.
AUGGGUUUAAUGAAGCCACUUAAUAAAGCGGCUCCCAGCCCCCAUGUGAGCCACAAGCUCGUGCUGCUUCUUGUUYGCCGCGUGCUGAUCCUGGCUGAUUCCUGUGGCACAAAUGGGCACACGGGGACUCAAGAGCUGGUGCGGGCGCUGAGCCGCGCGGAUGAGGCGCUGGCCGUGCCUGCUGCUGCCCCGACAGCGCCCGGCACCUUCCAGCGCUCCGCCAAGGCGGCGUGGCGGCUGCCCGGGCGCUACGUGGUGGUGCUGCGGGCUGGCAGCGGCGCGGCGCAGCUGGACGGCACCGUGCGGCGGCUGCAGGCCCGCGCCGCCCGCCGCGGCUACCUCACCGAGGUGCUGCACGUCUUCCGCCACCUGCUCCCCGCCUUCGUGGUGAAGAUGAGCAGCGACGUGCUGGACACGGCGCUGAAGCUGCCACACGUGGAGUACGUUGAGGAGGACUCGUACGUGUUUGCCCAGAGCAUCCCCUGGAACCUGGGCAGGAUUGUGCCGGCGCCGGCUGAGGCCGGCGCCUACAGCCCUCCCAAUAAGGGGGAGCUGGUGGAGAUCUACCURCUGGACACGGGCGUGCAGAGCACCCACCGGGAGAUCGAGGGCAGGGUGCUGGUGACCGACUUCGAGAGCAUCCCCGAGGAGGACGGCACCCGUUUCCACCGGCAGGCCAGCAAGUGUGACAGCCACGGCACCCACAUGGCCGGGGUGGUGAGCGGGCGCGACGCCGGCGUGGCCAAGGGCGCCAACGUCCGCAGCCUCCGGGUGCUCAACUGCCAGGGCAAGGGCACCGUCAGCGGGGCCCUCCUCGGCCUGGAGUUCAUCAACGCCUCGCUGGAGGCCCGGCCGUCUGUGCCGCCCGUCGCCCUGCUGCCCUUUGCUGGYGCCUACAGCCGCGUCCUCAACGCCGGCUGCCGGCGCCUGGCCGAGGCUGGGCUCGUGCUCAUCGCCGCCGCUGGCAACUACAAGGAUGACGCCUGCCUCUACUCGCCGGCAUCGGAGCCGGAGGUGAUCACGGUGGGCGCGACCAACAGCCAGGACCAGCCGGUCUCCAUGGGCUCCCUGGGCACCAACUUCGGCCGCUGCGUGGACGUCUUCGCCCCAGGCGACGACAUCAUYGGCGCCUCCAGCGACUGCAGCACCUGCUUCACCUCGCAGAGCGGCACCUCGCAGGCGGCCGCCCACGUGGCAGGCAUCACCGCCGUGGUGCUGAGCGCCGCGCCAGCGCUGAGCCCGGCYGAGCUGCGCCAGCGCCUGCUGCGCUUCGCCGCCAAGGCCGCGGUGGAUGCGGCAGCGCUGCCGGCCGAGCAGCGGCUCCUCACGCCCGCCGCCGUGGCCCGCCUGCCGCCAGCGCCGCUGCCAGAGGAGCGCCUGUCCUGCCGCUCCGUGUGGUCGGCGCGCUCCGGCGGCUCCCGGCACRCUGCUGCCCGCUGCGCCCACCACGAGGAGAUGUUCAGCUGCUCCAGCCUGGCCGCCGCCGGUGGCCGCCGCCUGGGUGAGCGCGUCGAGGAGAAGGACGGCGUGAAGGAGUGCGUGGCCCGCAGCGCCUUUGGUGGCGGGGACGUCUAUGCCGUGGCCAGGUGCUGCACUCGGCCCCCGGGCGGCUGCYGGGUCCACGCCAGCCACGGGGAGGCGGUGGGGUGCUCCACGCAGGACCACGUGCUCACUGGCUGCAGCUUCCACUCGGGCACCGCGGCAGCGUUGGAUGAUGGCGGCCGCCCCGUCCCAGGAACAGGCAACAGGACCCACCGCUGCGCUGGAGGGACGGCCACCACCACCACACACGCGUUGUGCUGCCCUGCCGCCRGCCUCGAGUGCCGCGUGAAGGAGCAGGCGCCGCUGGGCUCUGCAGACAAGGUGACGGUGUCCUGCGACGAGGGCUGGACGCUGACGGGCUGCAACGCUCACGCGGCAGGUGCUGCUGUGCUGGGCGCCUAUGCCGUGGACGACACCUGCGUGGCGGCCGGCGGCCCCGGCGCCCGAGCGCCCGCGGCCGUGGCCGUCUGCUGCCGGAGCYGGCGCUAG